CCACUGUCGCUAGAAGGUUACCAGUUCGUCAUUGGCCAAAAUCUCGAUGCUUCACUCCGUAGACUUCGCUUCGAGACCAGCACGACAACGGUAUGGGCAGACGCGGUCUGCAUUAACCAAGAGGACACGGACGAGAAAUUACGCCAGCUCAAACUAAUGGCCAAAUCUAUGCCGGCGCCGGCACAGUGCUUCUCUGGUUGGGCGAAACCACCCUUUACUCGGCUACAGGCUUUGAGAUCUUCAUACUUGGCGGGCCAUGAUACCUUUGAUGAGAAGUCGCCUUGGGAGCGCAUGCCGGAUAACGAGACAAUCCAAGGCCUUCAGGACAUCUUGCAACGUUCGUAUCCCAGUCGGAUCUGGGUUGUCCAGGAAGCCGCGCUCAGCCGUCACAUCAGGAUGCAGGUCAGUGACCUAUCGAUGGAGUGGUAG
Parathielavia appendiculata is the source of this 429-nucleotide messenger RNA. RefSeq lists its product as uncharacterized. NCBI's taxonomy places the organism in Eukaryota, Fungi, Ascomycota, Sordariomycetes, Sordariales, Chaetomiaceae. The annotation marks the transcript as partial. The transcript has a single exon. The record is from RefSeq and is a predicted model, not a curated record.